GAUCCCCACUUUAAUUCACCUCUCCACUCCUCAAUAAACAAAGCAAAAAAAAAAAAAGAAAAACAAAGCUUGACAAAAUGUGCGAAAAGGAGUCGGAAGCAAAAAAAAAAUUACAAGCAGUAGCCAAGUAUGGUCAUUGCUUACAAGUUUUAUGUAAAGAUUCAGACGUGCAACUCCUUUGGCCUUCCUACGAUGAACUUUAUGCUCAAGUCUCUAGUGGAAUCAUAUUCAACAAUAAGAAGUAUAAGCUUGAUAAGAAGACAAACAGUAACUGGUGGUGGAUAUAUCCAAGAGCCUUGUCAAUAGCAUGGGUUAGCGAUGCUCGUUACUGGAAGUGGAUAAACUUCACAGAAGCUGGGGAAAAAUGGGACGUGCCGGAGCUUAUACAAGUAUCUUGGUUUGAUGUGCGUGUGAAAAUCAGUUCACCAAUCCUUUCAUCAAGAGUUGUGUAUGUUAUAUAUUUUAUAGUAAAGAUACUCCCAGGAGCUUCAGGAUGGGAAGUUCCUGUGACUCUAGAACUGAAGAGGCCAAAUGGGUGCAAGAUAGAAAGUAAAUUAAUUCUGAACAGUUUAAAACGAGGAGAAUGGGUGGAGAUUGCGGCUGGUGAUCUCUCGGUCGAUAACUGUAGCUGUGAGAGUGGUGGUGAGAUAGAGGUUGGCCUAUAUCAACAUGAUGGGCGUUGGAAGAAGGGUCUUAUUAUCAAAGGUGUUGAAAUUCGACCAAAAUCGUGUUUUGCAUAAAAAUCAUGAUCAGAGAUAUCAUGAUCAUCUAUCAGAAGUAUUAUCAAAAUAUAAGUAUGUAAUAUCGACAUAAUAUAUGUCAUAAAUAAUAUCCCUUUUUGCUUAAAUAUAAGCAACAAAGGUUGAGUACUUUUAUAAACAUCCUUUUGUUUUAGAUACCAUAAGAUAAUGAAUGGCAUAUGCAAAUGAGCUAAUCAGUAAUAUCAUGAAUAAAGAGAGAUAAAUUAUAUA
Molecule: messenger RNA, 971 nt
Organism: Cucumis sativus (cucumber)
Lineage: Eukaryota; Viridiplantae; Streptophyta; Magnoliopsida; Cucurbitales; Cucurbitaceae
Product: lectin
Exons: 3
Coding region: 78-740 (220 amino acids)
Source: RefSeq, a predicted model, not a curated record